Messenger RNA from Adineta steineri, 2517 nucleotides. Lineage: Eukaryota; Metazoa; Rotifera; Eurotatoria; Adinetida; Adinetidae. The record is from the annotation of a GenBank genome assembly.
AUGACAUCAUCAAGUUAUAUGCUCGAACGAGAACUUCUCGGUUCAGCAAGAGCUAUAAUUGACGCAAAUUCCAAUGCUCCACUUACGGCGCAACCCCAAUAUAAUGCUUAUCUUGGAUCAUAUGGCAUGUCAAGUCAGUUACCAUAUACAACCACAUCUACAAGUUUUAGUUACCUUGGAAACGGAACUGGUCCUACAGAAAGUGCUGAAUCUAAAAAAGCUUUAGCUGAUGAAUUAACAUCAAUGAAAGAUGCAAACAAACAUGUUCAUUUCGAACCAGAUCGAUAUGACGCAUUAUCUGGUUUAGAUCGUACAUCUCUUGCAGCAGCUCGACGUGAACUUGAUCAAUGUCGAAUGAAAAUUGAUGGAUUAACUCAUGACUUACGCGAAACAACAAUAAAAUUGGCUGCUAAAGAUGAACGUAUCAAUGAGUUAAAAAAUGAAAAUGAUUCAAUAAAACGAGAACAUGAUUUAAUUAGCCAAGCUAAUAAUCAAAUACGUUUACGUGUCCGUGAAUUAGAAUCAAAUGUUAAUUCAUAUGAUUCUGUUGCUAAUAAAUCAACAUUGACUAUAUCAUCAAUGCAAAAAGAUGCAAAAGAAAAACAAGAUCAAUUACUUGAAUUGCAAGCACGUAUAAGAACACAUAUGGAAGAACGAGAAGCAAGUGAACGAAAAAUGGAUGUUUUACAUAAAAAAUUACAAGAAUUAUUCGCACAAUUAAGUGUUACACUUGGACAUGAUUAUGGACAACCAAGUGUUGCUUCAUUUGAAACAGUUAUGACCAGAAUUGCUGAUAUCAAUGCUGAAAAUACAUUGUUAAAAGGUAAAAUGAUUAAAAUUGAAGAUGCAAGUAAACUAUUAGAAAAAGAAAAUGAAACAAAUCGUGCAACAAUUCAACAAAUGACAAAUCGAUUACAAUCCUAUGAUCAUUAUAAUGCAAAUCAUCGUUUACAAAUUGAUACAAUAAAAGCUGAACGUGAUGCGGCACUUCAUGAUAAAGAAACAAUAAAAACUGAACUUGAAACAGUUAAAUCACGUCUUGAUUCAAUUCAAAAAGCUUGGCAAAAUACUCGUGGUGAAUUAGAUCAACGUGAAAAUAAAUAUUCAUCACAUGAAUUACAUAUGAAACAAUUAGAAAAUGAUGUUGUUUAUAUAAAAUCAUGUUUUGAUGCAUUUAAACAACAAAUUGGACAAUUAUUAUCUGAUGGUUAUGUUAAAGUUGAACCAAAAGAAGAUGAAAUUAAAGAGAAAGUUCAAUUAUUAAUGCAAUCAAGUAAAGAUCGAGGCGUUAUAAUAACAAAUCUACAAAAUCAAAAAGAACAAUUAGCUAAACAAUUACAAGAACAAAUUGAUAUAAAUAAAGAAGUAGAUAAAAAACGAGCUCAUACCGAAACACAUUUAUAUGAAUUAGAAAAUCGUUUUAAAACACUUAAUAUGAAUUGUACAACAGCUGAAGUUUAUCGAGAAAGUCAUAAACAAGAUAAAGCAAAAUUUCAUCAUUUUCUUGAACGACUUGGAUCAAUAAUGAAAAUUGAAAAUAUUUCAAAUGAUCUUGGUUAUGAAUUAAAUCCUGAUGUUCUUUUACAACGUGUAGAACAAUUAAUGAAAAUUGAAAAUAAUUCAAUAAUUGAUCAAAAAACAUCGACAUAUAAUUUACAAAGAAAAAUUCAACAAUUAAAAGAACAAAUGGAAAAUAAAGAUUUACAUUUAGAUUUAUUAAGAAAAAAAGUUCUUGCGUUAGAAGAAGGUCGUUCAGCGAAAACAGAUUUAGAACAUGAAAUUGAUGAUCAUGUUAUAUUAUCACGUAAAAUGAAACUUAAAGUUGAAAGUUUAACUCAACAAGUUAAUGAGUUAAGAAAUGAAAAUACACAAUUAAAAUCACAACAUACAGAUGGUCAUACACUUAAAGGUCGAUUAGUCGAACGAGAAAAAGAAAUUCGUCGUUUAUUAGAAACUAUAAGUCAAUUAGAAAAUACACGUGAUAAACAAGCUGUUAAAAUUUCAACUUUACAAGAUAGAAUGCAUAUAGUUGAUGAUGAUACGAAUCGAACAUUAAUAUCAUCUGAUAAUGCAGUACGAACAUUAUCAAAUGAAUUAAGAUUUCUCAAAGGUUCACUUCAACAAGUUACUGAACGAGAACAACAAUUACUUGAUUUUCGUGCUUUAAUAGCUCGUAUGCUUGGAUUAGAUGCUAAAACAUUAUCUGUACCUGAUUAUGAGAUAACUGCUCGAUUAGAACGUCUUCUUACUGUUGUUCAACCAACUAUGGUAGUUCCUAUGCUUCAACUACCAUCUUCUACAACAAAAUCUCCUAAUAUUCCUCAACAACAACAACAACAACCUCCCUAUAAUAACCGUCAUCAGCAUCAGCAUCAGCACCAUCAUCAUCAACCAGCCACCCAUUCAGCACUUGGUCGUCGUCGUAGUCCAAGUCCUGUAUCUCGACGAACAGAAGCUAAUAAUCGAGCUCGAUCCCUUUCACCAUUACAUAUUGGAAUCGAUCCCAGAACAUAUUAA